Boleophthalmus pectinirostris (great blue-spotted mudskipper) is the source of this 2568-nucleotide messenger RNA. RefSeq names its product cadherin 26, tandem duplicate 1 (gene cdh26.1). The record is from RefSeq and is a predicted model, not a curated record. Gene Ontology annotation, biological process: adherens junction organization; calcium-dependent cell-cell adhesion; cell morphogenesis. The coding region runs from base 121 to 2568 and encodes 815 amino acids. NCBI's taxonomy places the organism in Eukaryota, Metazoa, Chordata, Actinopteri, Gobiiformes, Gobiidae. Gene Ontology annotation, cellular component: adherens junction; catenin complex; plasma membrane. Gene Ontology annotation, molecular function: calcium ion binding; cadherin binding. The transcript is spliced from 19 exons.
AACAAACAGUUCUUUGUCGUAGCCAACCAGCGACCUGCAGGCAUUGUGGGCUGUCUCCAUGCAGUCUUUGCAGCUCAAACUAACGUCCUAUAGAGCACUUCUACACAGGACUCCGACAACAUGAGGACGGCUUUACUGCUUCUGAUGGUUGCAACGACUGCACUGGCAUGUGUCGACCCAGCAUAUAGACGCAGCAAAAGGGAGGUCCUUCUUUCACGAAGCAAAAGACGAUGGGUUUUGUCUACAAUCGAACUAACAGAAGAGGACAAGGGGCCAUUCCCAAAAGAAAUAUCCCAGAUGUACAAUGACCAGCUUGGUAAAGUCGCUAGCCACCUCUUUAAGAUCAGUGGUUCAGGAGUAACAGAGGAGCCACUGGGGGUGUUUUCUAUUAAUGAGAACAAUGGAACGGUCUAUGCUCACAAACCCGUAGACCGAGAACAGAAAAGCUGCUUCCAUAUUAAGUUCGACAUUUUGGACAAGAAUACUGGGGAAAAACUGGACAAAGAGCUGUCUUUUGAUGUGGAAAUCAAAGACAUAAACGACAAUCCCCCGAAAUUUUUAAACUCAAGGAUAAAUGAGAAAAUCAAAGAAAGUGUGGAAGAAGGUUUAUUGCCAGUGCGGCUACAAGCAAUGGAUCCUGACCAACCAAAUUCCCCAAAUUCAACAAUGGAAUUCAGUCUACUUUCACAAACCCCUCUCGAUCCAAAAAUUGAGUUAGAGCUGAUUGACAAUAGAACAGCCCAACUUAAAUACAGUGGAUGUUUUGACUAUGAUAAAGCAAAAAAGUAUAUUAUUAUUGCACAAGUACAAGAUAAGGGAAAGCCACCUCUUUCUUCCACGGCAUCGAUCACUCUCAAUGUGCUGGAUACAAACACUCAUCUACCAACUUUUAAGGAAACUCAAUAUUUUGCUGAAGUCAAUGAAAUGGAAGUCAAAGAGGGGAUUUUGAGGGUGAAAGUGGAAGAUAAGGAUACACCAAGGACUCCUGGAUGGCAGGCCAAAUAUUCUUUCAUCAGUGGAAAUGAAGACGGAAACUACAAAAUUGAGACAGACCCCAAAACAAAUGAAGGCAUUUUCUCAAUUGUAAAGGGUAGAGACUUCGAACGGACGACAGAACACAAGAUACAGAUACAAGUGGAAAAUGUGGAGCCCUUGUUUUAUUGUAAAAAAAAUCCUGGCCCCGCUCCCAAACCUAACACAGCCAAUAUCACUAUCACAGUAAUUGAUGUGAAUGAUCCACCUACUUUUGACAAAGACAAAACUAAUGUACACCAAAAGGAAGAGGAUCCACCAGGUAAAACGGUGUUCGUCUCAAAAGUCACAGACGUGGACUCGGAUAUUGCCAACAUCAGGUUUCAGCUCCUGGAUGAUCCUGCCGGUUGGAUGAAAAUAGAUCCAAAAACAGGAAUAGUAACAACCAAACAGAAGAUGGACAGAGAAUCGCCCCUUGUUGUUGACAAUGUGUAUACAAUCCUCGUUGGUGCUAUAGAUGAUGGCAAGCCUCCAGCCACAGGUACCGGCACAGUCUAUAUUCACCUUAAAGACAUCAACGACAACAAGCCUACCCUGCUCAACGGUUCAAUGACAUACUGCACAAACAUGGACUCAAUCCCAGUGAGGGUCCAAGAUUUGGAUGACAACCCAUUCAGUGGGCCAUUUUCCUUUGCAUUUGAUGACAGUGAUAACAAACAGAAAGAAUACUGGCAACUAGAUCCAAACUUUGGUGAAGAAAGUGCACUCUCUAUGAAAAAGUCCCUUGCACUUGGUAAUUACUCAAUACCACUGGUUAUUGAGGAUCAACAAAACAUGAAGAACAGACAGACUCUCUCAGUAGUGGUGUGCGAAUGUGGAGCAAUGAACAACUGCCUCAAACAAUCAUCGUCACUGAAUGUCGGGGGAGCAGCCAUUGGACUGAUCAUAGGGUCACUUCUACUGUUUUUGUUACUGCUAUUGGUAUUUGUGUGCAUCUGUGGAAAACAAUUCGAUCCCAUUCCUAUAGUUGAUGGGGGAAACCAGAGUCUCAUUAAGUACAAUGAAGAAGGAGGCAGCUCAGAAUGCAAGGCUGAACCCUCGAUGUUUCUGACGACAACUACAACAAAUAAUAUUGCUGUCACAGAUGGGCAAGACACACUUCAGCCUGGGAUGCCAGCUUAUACAACUGAAGAAAUUAACCUGUACAACACUUACCAACACAAUUACGAAGACGAAAUUGGCAUAAACCAGGGACGAAUAAAUGGCAAUGGCAUGUACGACUAUGACACGUGGACCAAUAAGAUGGGCAUGUACAUUGGCACAUACCGGCAUAGCCGCUACAAUCUUCAGGUCAACCAGCACAUUUCAGAGCACCUUCAAAGGAAACUGCAAAUGCUGUCCAGUGGCCAAGGAGAAGAUGUAGAGUACCAGCCUCAUGAGUACGCCUAUGAGGGACAAGGCAGCCGGAGCCAAUCACUAGACCAACUUUCUUUGGGCAACUUGGAUGACCUGCAGUUUCUGAAUGAUUUGGGGCCAAAGUUCAAGACCCUGGGGGGAAUCUGUCAACAGGCCACUGAGCAGAAUAUACAUUUCUGA